This is a messenger RNA of Dipodomys ordii (Ord's kangaroo rat), 4227 nucleotides long. RefSeq names its product ATPase, class V, type 10A (gene Atp10a). The transcript is spliced from 22 exons. Lineage: Eukaryota; Metazoa; Chordata; Mammalia; Rodentia; Heteromyidae. The record is from RefSeq and is a predicted model, not a curated record. Gene Ontology annotation, molecular function: magnesium ion binding; ATP hydrolysis activity; ATP binding. Gene Ontology annotation, cellular component: plasma membrane. Gene Ontology annotation, biological process: phospholipid translocation.
AUGGCCAUGCUGUGUCUUCUCCACCUGUUUACUUGGUUCGGUAGUGCGGUAGGAGCUGCACCUACAACUUCUACCUCCAAGCGCAGACUUGCCAUGCUGGCACGGCGCCUGGCUCAUCAAGGGAACACGGAAGAGAAGAAAUACGUGAACCGAUUCUGGAAAGAAAUCCACGUGGGAGACUUUGUGCGGCUCCGCUGCAAUGAGAUCAUCCCGGCGGACAUCCUGCUGCUGUCCUCCAGCGACCCGGACGGCCUGUGCCACAUCGAGACCGCCAAUCUGGACGGCGAGACCAACCUCAAGAGGCGGCAGGUGGUCCGCGGCUUCUCAGAGCUCGUCUCCGAAUUCAAUCCCUUGACCUUCACCAGUGUCAUCGAGUGCGAGAAACCGAACAAUGACCUAACUCGGUUCCGAGGUUGCAUCAUUCACGAGAACGGGAAGAAGGCCGGGCUGCAUAAGGAGAACCUGUUGCUCCGAGGCUGCACCAUCCGGAACACGGAGGCCGUGGCUGGCAUCGUGGUCUACGCAGGGCACGAAACUAAAGCUCUGUUGAACAACAGUGGGCCCCGUUACAAGCGCAGCCAGCUGGAGAGGCAGAUGAACUGCGACGUGCUGUGGUGUGUCCUCCUCCUCGUUUGUAUGUCUCUCUUUUCAGCCGUGGGACAUGGAUUGUGGGUUCGGAGGUAUCAAGAGAAGAAAGCAUUAUUCGAGGUCCCCGAGUCUGAUGGCAGCUCUCCCUCCCCAGUCACAGCGGCCGUGUAUUCCUUUUUGACAAUGAUCAUAGUUCUGCAGGUUUUGAUCCCCAUUUCUUUAUAUGUUUCCAUUGAAAUUGUCAAAGUGUGCCAAGUGUACUUCAUUAACCAGGACAUAGACUUGUAUGACGAAGAGACAGACUCACAGUUGCAGUGUCGAGCUCUGAACAUCACCGAGGACUUAGGGCAGAUACAGUACAUUUUCUCCGAUAAAACUGGCACCUUAACUGAAAAUAAGAUGGUUUUCCGAAGAUGCAUUGUGUCUGGUGUUGAAUAUUCUCAUGAUGCCAAUGCCCAGCGUCUGGCCAGGUACCAGGAGGCUGACUCUGAGGAGGAGGAGACUGUGCCCAAGGCCAGCACGCUGUCCCAGCGUGGCAGCAUUGGAAGCCACCAGAGCGUGCGUAUCAUGCACCGAACCCAGAGCACCAAGUCCCACCGGCGCACCAACAGCCGUGCAGAGGCAAAGAGGGCCAGCAUGCUGUCCAGGCACACGGCGUUCAGCAGCCCCAUGGAGAAAGACAUCACGCCCGACCCGAAGCUGUUGGAGAAGGUGAGCGAGUGUGACCGACGCCUGUCCAUCGCCAGGCACCAGGAACGCCCCCUGGCCCACCUCUCGCCCGAGUUGUCCGACGUGUUCGACUUCUUCAUUGCGCUCACCAUCUGCAAUACAGUGGUGGUCACCUCCCCGGAUCAGCCACGACAAAAGGUGCGGGUGAGGUUCGAGCUCAAGUCCCCGGUGAAGACCAUCGAGGGCUUCCUGCGGAGGUUCACGCCCAGCCGCCUGGCCUCGGGCUGCAGCAGCGGGAGCCUGGCCACCAAGUUCAGCCAGAAGUCGGGGUCCAGCUUCCUGUCCAACCUGUCCCACGACAGCAUCUUCGACCGGCUGGGCCAGCCGGCGCCGGCCCUGGCCAGCAACGGCUACAGCAGCCAGCUGCGCUACGAGGCCGAGAGCCCCGACGAGGCGGCGCUGGUGUACGCGGCCCGCGCCUACAGCUGCCGGCUGGCCGACCGGCUGCACGACCAGGUGUCGGUGGAGCUGCCGCACCUGGGCCGCCUCACCUUCGAGCUGCUGCACACGCUGGGCUUCGACUCCAUCCGCAAGCGCAUGUCGGUGGUGAUCCGCCACCCGCUCACCAACGAGAUCAACGUCUACACCAAGGGCGCCGACUCCAUGCUCAUGGACCUGCUGCGGCCCUGCUCCCCAGACGAUGCCAGGGGGAGACAUCAAAAGAAGAUCCGAAGCAAAACACAGAAUUACCUCAACCAGUACGCGGGGGAAGGCCUGCGCACCCUGUGCAUCGCCAAGAGGGUUCUGAGCAAAGAAGAGUAUGCCUGUUGGCUGCAAAGCCACCUGGAAGCCGAAUCCGCCGUGGACAACCGCGAGGAGCUCCUCUUCCAGUCUGCCAUCCGCCUGGAGACCAAUCUGCAUCUGCUGGGGGCCACUGGGAUUGAGGAUCGCCUGCAAGAUGGAGUCCCAGAAACCAUCGCUAAAUUUCGGCAAGCCGGCCUGCAGAUCUGGGUCCUCACUGGAGACAAACAAGAGACGGCCAUCAACAUUGCGUACGCCUGCAAGCUCCUAGACCACGAGUAAACCGCACCGCCCUCUUCAUGUCCUUUUCAGGAAGCGUGUGCAGCCCUCCUGGAUCAGUGCCUGCAGUAUGUGCAAUCCAGGGGGCCCUACAGCGCCCCCGAGAACACGGAAAGCAAUGUGAGCGUGGGGUUCUCCCCUCUCUACCCAGCCUCCACGUCCUCGGCCUCCGGCCCCAGCCCCAGCCUCGUGAUCGACGGGAGAAGCCUAGCUUAUGCCUUGGAGAAAAACCUGGAGGACAGAUUUCUCUUCCUGGCCAAGCAGUGCCGCUCGGUCCUCUGCUGUCGGUCCACCCCUCUGCAGAAGAGCAUGGUGGUGAAGCUGGUGCGAAGCAAGCUCAAGGCCAUGACGCUGGCCAUAGGUGAUGGAGCCAAUGAUGUCAGCAUGAUCCAGGUGGCAGACGUGGGCGUGGGAAUCUCAGGCCAAGAGGGCAUGCAGGCAGUGAUGGCCAGUGACUUUGCAGUGCCCAGAUUCCGAUACCUGGAGAAACUCCUCAUUGUCCACGGCCAUUGGUGCUACUCCCGCCUGGCGAACAUGGUGCUGUACUUCUUCUACAAAAACACAAUGUUCGUGUGCCUCCUGUUUUGGUUCCAGUUUUACUGUGGCUUCUCCGCAUCUUCCAUGAUCGACCAGUGGUAUCUGAUCUUCUUUAAUCUGCUCUUCUCGUCACUUCCCCAGCUUGUGACUGGGGUGCUGGACAAGGACGUGCCAGCCGACGUGCUGCUACGUGAGCCACAGCUCUACAGAAGUGGCCAGAAUAUGGAGGAGUACCAGCCCCGUGCCUUCUGGUUAAACAUGGUAGACGCCGCCUUCCAAAGCUUGGUGUGCUUUUUCAUCCCUUACCUGGCCUACUACGACUCAGAUGUGGACAUGUUCACCUGGGGGACCCCCAUCACGGCGAUCGCACUGUUCACCUUCGUGCUGCACCUGGGUAUUGAAACCAAAACCUGGACCUGGCUCAACUGGAUUGCUUGUGGCUUCAGUAUCCUUCUGUUUUUCUCUGUGGCUUUGGUUUACAAUGCCUCCUGCGCCACGUGCUACCCUCCCUCGAACCCCUACUGGAGCAUGCAGACCUUGCUGGGAGACCCCGUGUUCUACUUGACUUGCUUCCUCGCGCCCAUCACGGCCCUGCUGCCCAGAUUGUUCUUCAGAGCCCUCCAGGGAAGCCUGUUCCCCACUCAGCUCCAAUUGGGACGUCAGUCAGCCAAGAAAUCCCCCAAGAAACUCAACACUCCCCCAGAAAUCUUUGCUCAGGGACACCUCCCAGGAGACCCAAGAACUGAGCAUUCCCAAGGGCGGACCCUGAAUCCUUCCAGGUCCCUGUCCAACAAUUGUGCCUCCUGCUCCCCCGAGGCCAGGGGAGAGCCCAGUGCGGUGGACACCAGUGUGCCGUUGAGAGAGAACACCCUGGUGGAGGGGUUGGGGACCCAAGCCCCAGGACCCUCCCUGCUGGGAGAAGCUACUUCCCAAGACUGUCCUGGAGACUCGAAGAGGAAAUCGACCAGUGCAGGCCGGGCAGCGCCCCUGGCCUCCCUCUUCAACCUCCCCAACUUCAGCUCCCUCAACUGGGCCUCCUCCUUGUCCCUGGUCAGUGGGCUGGGGAGUGUCUUACAGUUUUCCAGGAGUAGUUUACAGAUGGAUAAACAGGAUGACGAGUUCCUGGCCAGUCCGCCGCCAUCAGAUCAGGACUUGCAUGGCUUACAAGGACAAGUCUCUGACUAUUUCUAGGGUCCUUUUUCUUUAUAGAACAUAGAUGUUAAUGUUAUUUAUGUUUAUUAUUUGCACAGGGGAGAUGUUAUUUUUAAAUGUUUCCAAGGCUUAAUCCAGAGAAAGCAGAGGUACCAAAAGAAAAGUUUUAUUUUUUAAAGUUCUAAAUAGAGUAUAUUGAUA